This is a messenger RNA of Anneissia japonica, 1265 nucleotides long. RefSeq names its product regulator of microtubule dynamics protein 3-like. Gene Ontology annotation, molecular function: microtubule binding. The coding region runs from base 101 to 1177 and encodes 358 amino acids. The record is from RefSeq and is a predicted model, not a curated record. Lineage: Eukaryota; Metazoa; Echinodermata; Crinoidea; Comatulida; Comatulidae. Gene Ontology annotation, cellular component: mitotic spindle pole; spindle microtubule; cytoplasm. The transcript has 8 exons.
UGACAUUUAAAAUUCGAUCCAGGGUCUGUAGUUAAUUUGGAGUUAGCCUCGUGUUUUUUAAGAUUGUAUUAAACUGGUUUUGGGGAAAAAACGAAAGAAAAUGGAUAAUCGUAUUCGUGAAUUAUUAGCUUCUUUAGGCAUUGGACUAGUCGUAGGUGCAAGUGGAGCUAUUAUUUUUGAGCGCGUCUUUAGCAGAACAUCGAGAGAGUUAAGCAAGCUUUCUGACUUGGUUGUAGAAAUUCGAGAUGAACUGGACAGGCUAAAAAGUGUUUUGUCGGAGUCCACCGACUCGGGUUCCUUGCGGCCUAAAGUUAGAAAGGCUGGUUCAUAUUAUAGUAUCCAUCCAAGCAGUGGUGAUGAAGAUGAUGACGAAUUUGAAGAAGCGUAUGAAGUAUUUACAACUGCACCUGAAUCUUUACUGUACAAGGAUGCACCAGAAUACCUUGAAGCUAAAAUUGAUGACGAGGAAUUGACAGCUCAUCUCAAAGAGGUUGACAAGCUUUUCAAAGGCUCCGAGGAUGAAGUCGUCAGUGCUUACGAUCUGUUGAUUAGAAAUAGAGAAAAGUAUUCUGGAAAUGCUCAGUUUUUAUGGCGAUUGGCGAAAUCUCAUAUGUUGUAUAGUAGCAUCAAAUCAAAAAGAGGCGAAACAGAGGAACAGAAGAAACUGCUUUAUGAAGGAUCGGAAGUUGCAAAGAAGGCUUUGACAUAUGAUAACAAAUCUGCGGAUGCUCACAAGUGGUUUGCCUUGUUAAUUGGUAGUCUUGCUGACUUUGAAACAACCGCUCAAAAAAUAGCGAAUGGUUUCCUCUUCAAAGAACAUAUAUUAAAAGCCAUUGAACUUCGACCUACCGAAGCAUAUUUGUAUAAUUUUUAUGGAAGGUGGUGUUAUGAAGUUGCGAUGCUUAGUUGGUGGGAGAAAAGGGCAGCACAAGCCAUCUAUGGUUCUCUACCGGAGUCUACCAUCGAUGAGGCAUUGUCCAAUUUCCUAAAGGCAGAGGAGAUCGAUCCUGGAUUUUAUAAUGCGAAUGCUUUGAUGAUUGCAAAGUGUUACAUUCAAAAGAGAGAGUACACCAAAGUAGCUGGCUGGUUAGAUAAAGCUAUAUCCAUCGGUGGGGAAACAGCAGAUGAACUGAAAGCAAGAACAGAAGCAACAUUGCUACUUCCACAGUAUAGGUAAUAAAUAACAACCACCUGUAGUCUGCAGUACACCUAUAGAUCUGGCCCUCCAGAUUUCACUAAAGAAGGAGGUUAGAACAAAAUUUUCU